Molecule: messenger RNA, 1327 nt
Organism: Trichobilharzia regenti
Lineage: Eukaryota; Metazoa; Platyhelminthes; Trematoda; Strigeidida; Schistosomatidae
Source: the annotation of a GenBank genome assembly
AUGGGAUUACGUGUCAGACUUCUGAAAGGUCCCGGUGUUACUAAACUCAUUUCUUAUAUGUCUAAUUCUAUGUAUACGGAAAAUAAGAAUCCCGCAAUCAAAACAUACGAUGGUUUCACUGAAUAUGAAGCAGGAUACUCUUCUAUUAAUGAUAGAAAUCGUAACCGGCCUACACUGCUCUCCGAAAACAGUGGUUUGCUUGAUUCAUCUUCAUCCGACGCACAAUACAUGAGUUCUGUGAGUGGAAAAAGUAAAACUGAAGGAUCUAAUAGUAAUAGUUAUAUAGAAAUUGUGAAACCAGGUGACAAUCCUCGAUACCAUUUGACUGUUGAACCAGAUCCACGGAACUCGUAUGCAACUAUUUUACGUUUAGAUAUUACAGAUCUGUCACCAGAAGAUAACUCGUUUUACUUGUGUGAAGCACUUUCUGGACCUCAUUGGCGAGCAUUCACUCCAACUUCAGCUGAACCUCCUGGAAGAGUGACUGUUUGGUUUGCACCACCAGCAGCCGAACCUAGACGUGUUACAGAAAUAUCAGACACCAUCGAUACAGAUGAUAAUUCCAUUCAGAGUGAAACAACCACACAGCAGGGAAAAGAUGUUGUUUAUGGUUUAUCACAUUUACCUUCUAAAAUAGCCUGCCAGGCACUGGGACAGCCACCACCUCAAUGGAAAUGGGUAGGUCCACAAAGCGGACCAAAUGUACCACUAGGUGAACCAAAUAAUUCAAGAGGUUACGUUAAAACAGACUAUCAAGAUGGCGAGUAUUCGGUCAGUGAAUUAACUGUUCCAGCUGGUUAUUGGAAUGUCGGUGUGUUUGGCACAUAUACAUGCACUGCAUCUAAUAGACUUGGUCAUGCAACAGGACAUGUUCGACUUCAAUUGGCGAGCCAUCCAGGCCGACCAACGCUGAGAGCGUGUAAAGUUGAGGCAACUUUAAUUGAGCUGUGUGUUGAACCCCCAACUGAAACUGGAGGUCUACCACUAACUCACUAUGAAUUAAGGAUUCAAACUCAUCCACGUGGCGCUUUCCACGGACCUUUCGCCUAUCUUCCUGGUCGCAGAGUGCUAAGGUUACCAAAUCUCAUCCCUGGUUAUUACUACCGAUUCGCAUUAUCUGCUGUCUCAAGCGCAGGUCGUGGGCCAAAUGCAUAUUUACAGGUUACAACUAACCAGUUAUCUAAACCGGUUAUAAAAUUACUCGCUUCUCAGAAUUAUAUAAGUCCAACAGGAUACAAUGUUCACUGGAAUGCAGAGACUACAAACGGCAUGGACAUAAAUCAAUAUAAUAUAAAUAUAAGACCAGUUGAAGUUGAUUAUUCUAUGG